AUGGAUCCGCUUAGUGCUCUGUCUAUCGCAUCAGCCGUAAUCCAAAUUGUCGACUUUUCCUCAAAGGUGAUCGCUCGAACGAGAGAGGUUUAUCAGUCAGCCGACGGCAGUAUCGAGGAGAUCACGCUUAUCGAAGAUGCGACUGCCAAUUUAGACGAUCUCAUGAAGGACUUGAUGUCGAAGACCGAAAUUGAGGCCUUUACGAGGGGAGCGUUUGACCGAAAGACUCCAGAUCAACAGCUCAUACAGCUUGCGGAAGACAGCAACACUCUGGCCAACGAGCUGAACCAGACGCUCAAGGCCUGCAGGGUCAAGAAAGAUGGGAGCCAGAGGGGCGCUUUGAGUCAAGGCCUACGCAGUGUGCUCGAGCAAAAAAGUCUGACUACACUCAAGCAGAAGCUCGAUGAACUUCGGAAGCAGAUCGACACGACACUGCUAAUUACAAUUCGGUAG
Molecule: messenger RNA, 453 nt
Organism: Parastagonospora nodorum SN15
Lineage: Eukaryota; Fungi; Ascomycota; Dothideomycetes; Pleosporales; Phaeosphaeriaceae
Exons: 1
Coding region: 1-453 (150 amino acids)
Source: RefSeq, a predicted model, not a curated record